Molecule: messenger RNA, 4860 nt
Organism: Siniperca chuatsi (mandarin fish)
Lineage: Eukaryota; Metazoa; Chordata; Actinopteri; Centrarchiformes; Sinipercidae
Gene: ssuh2.1
Product: ssu-2 homolog, tandem duplicate 1
Exons: 12
Coding region: 115-1245 (376 amino acids)
Molecular function (GO): heat shock protein binding
Source: RefSeq, a predicted model, not a curated record
AAUCCGAACCGGAAAUUCCCGGUGAACCGUGCUGACACGGUGCGGGCUGUUGGCAUCGGUACGGUACGGGGGGCUUCAUUCACUUCACGCCAAACCUUUCAAAGCAGCGGAGAAAUGGACGAUAAAGACGAAGAUCUUGGUGCAUUUGAUCCAAACAUACCAGAGGAGGGACCUUCAGCUCCCCCUCCUGGCUGGCUGGAUGACGUACAUGGAUACCAGGGCCACAAAGGAGGAGAGGAUGAUAACCCGUUGUAUCCACCUCCCCCUGCCUAUAACCCCCAGCCUGAACUCAACAGGAACACUUUGGUGCCCAAUGUCAGGGUCCCCACGGUAUCCGAGGACGUGGCCAGAGACGCCCUGCUCAAGUUUGUGGAAUCAAAAUGGAGGUACAGCUCCAAACCUGCCAGGAACCUCACCUUCAAAGAACUCAAACCCAUCACUGUGUACAGGUAUCGACUGGAGACCUACACUGAGACCAGAACCAGCGCCUGGCAGUUUGAACCCUACAAUGGACAGGUGGUCGAUGGUCCUCAGUAUGGUGUGAGCCCUCCGCCGUGGGACAUACCUGUGUCGUUGCCUCAGAGAUACACCGACAUGGUGGAGAAGGUCCGCGUCCCACACUCAUCCUUUGUGAAGCUGUGUCACAAGUGCAACGGCUGCGGAAGAACUCGCUGUAAUAACUGCCAUGGCAGAGGCCAGAAGCGUUGUACAUUCUGCCACGGUCAUGGUCGUUCCAGGAACAAGCGCUGCACCUCCUGUCAUGGCCGAGGUCGCAAAAGAAUAUCUCCGCCUCCCUCCCCCAGGUGUACCUCCUGUCACGGCCACGGCUACAAGACCUGCUCAGUUUGUCACGGCAGCCAAAACCUGCUGCAUUUCAUCCAGCUCACUGUCACAUGGAAGAACGACGUAGCUGAUUUCAUUCCAGACCGCCAGCCUGACUUCCCUGACAAGAAGUUCGAGAAGGUGACAGGAGAUCCUUUCUUCAUCGAUGAGAGUGUUCUGGUGUACCCUAUCCAGGGUUUCCCCGAUCACGAGAUCUGCGACGUUUCUACAAAAAUGAUUAACGAACACCUUAAUCGCUUCGGUUCCACCAGCCGCAUCCUGCAACAGCGUCAGACCAUCGAGCUGGUGCCCCUGACUCACGCCUAUUACACUUACAAUGGAAAAGACUACAGCUUCUUUGUCUAUGGAAUGGAGAACAAAGUCUUUGCUGCCAAAUAUCCCUCUGCGUGUACUAUUUUAUAAGUAACAUUCAGACAUAUUGUUAACAUAUUUAAUCCCAUGCUCCUGACGAUACAUGUUCGUGUGUAGUAUGGGUCAUAUAGGUGGGAUUUGUGUAGAUUCACACAAACGGCACAAAGCUGAAUCAACCAUUUAAUGUACCUACACGUAUUCACCAAAAAUCUAUUGUAGUGAUAUUAAGUUAGUUAGUCUACUGUCAAAUAUCAACAUUGAACUAGUGUUACUACAUCAGUCCUUCAUAAUCCUACGAGCCUGCAGGCGUCACAGGUCAGAUUUUUAUACAGUGUAAAAUUAUCCAACAGUAGAAACUAGCCUGCUGUAGUAGUGACAGUUUGUCAGGAUCUCAGUGGGCCACUUGGUUCAUAAUACUGUAUUUGGAUAUUGAGAUUCAAUAUGCCCAUUAAACACAAACGUUGUGCUAACAACCUUUUUACAGAAUAACAUUGUUAUUAGCCAUGCUGGCGACAUUGCACUAAGGAUGGCAAUGUUCGUCAGUCGGUCCACCAUUUUGGUUCAGACUGAUAUAACUAACAAGGAUGUAUUGCUAUGACAUUUUUUUUUACAGAUAUUCAUGGUUCCCAGAUGCUGUAUCCUAAUGACUUUGGAGAUCCUCUCUUUUCCUCUAGUACCACCAUGAGGUUGACAAUUUUGGUUAUUAAAUUAUCUCGACAACUAUUGGAUUGGAUUGUCGUGAGAUUUGGUUCAGACAUUCAUGUUCCCCAGAGGAUGAAUUGUAAUAACUUUAGUGAUCCUCUGACUUUGCAUUUAGCACCGUCAGGUCAGAAUUUCAUCAUGCCUAAUACUUUGGUUUAUGACCAAAUACCUGCAAAACUAAUGACGUUCCCGUCAGCCUCAGCCGAACUUUGUGUUUAGUGUUAAUUUGCGAAUGUUAGCAUGCUAACAUGUUAAACUAAGAUGGUGAAACAUUAUACCUGCUAAACAUCAACAUCCUAGCAUUGUCAUUGUUAGCACGUUAGCAUGCUGACAUUAGCAUUUAGCUCAAUGCACAGCAGUGGCUAGGUACAGCCUCACAGAGCUGCUAGCAUGGCUGCAGACUCUUAGUUUUGUUCUUCUGUAAAUUUGUGCGCACCAGUUGUUAAUUUGAGGUUGGGUGGGCAAUAUGUGGAUACCGUGAGACAAGAGAAAUUUGUCAACCGUCAGAGAUUUUUUAAUAUUGUUUAUGCUAAAGGCAGCCAUUGCUGUAAUAUCUCUGGUUGUAUUAGUCCAUGUAAAAUGGAAAUCAACGAGCAGGACUGAUUGAGGGUAAUGUUGCAUAAUUGUGAUUAAGUAUGUAGUUAACUGGAUUAGCCAGUUAGUUUAUCUCUAGACAGUUUCUUGAUUGAUUUUCCAGAAUAUUUGCUAUAUUACAGUAUAUAUAUCAGUUUUGUGAUUUAAAAUGACAUAUAUUGUGAUAGAUUUCAACCUUAACUGGAGGUUACAAAGUAGGUAAAUCAAUUAGAGUUAGAGCAGGAUUAGAAUAUGAAUUAUUACUUUUAUUUUAUUGCAUCAAAAAUUUUACCCACGAUGUCUGUCAGGCUCAGUGUUUUCCGGCAUAAUCAAGUAAAACAACUGUGUGUGUGUGUGUGCGUACUAACAUCCACUACUACCUCUUUAUUGUGAAAAUGUUUGCUGUCUGCACAUGUGGUGUGCUUAGCGGCCGCUGCUUACUUCUUGGCAUUUAAUGCUAAAUGCUUUUACAUCUCACUCAGUAGAUCAAAUAUUUGUCGUCAAGUAUUUGUUGCCAAAUGAUAACAGACUGAACCACUGACCCACUACUCAGUGUUAACCUUACUUUCUCCCGCCUUUCCAAACAUAAAAAAACAUUUGGUUUCAUUUCUUCAAACAGCGAAAGCUUGAACAUCAGUAUGUCGAUCAGUCAGUAAUAAAUUCUCUUUAUUAUUUCCCCUCUGUUGUUAUUUUAACAUCUGUCUUUUCUGCCCCUUCCCUUUUAGUUUUAAACAGUUUUCUUGGAAAAGGUAACAUUUUGUUCCCUACACGACUGAUGACGUGCAAAUCAGAUAAAUCUCUUGUCUGUUUUGGUUGCGAAUGGGACUCAGACUCGACACGAUCUAGAUUUUCUUUGGAUCUAGUGUUGCUGGUCUGGAUUCCCUGCUCUCUGCUAGAUCAUUAUUACCUAACUAUAAGAUAAAAAAAAUAUAGAAUUAUGAAUGUGCAAUAUAUUUUUUUAAACUAGGUGUAACGGCUGUUAGCAAUAUAUUGCGAAAAGCAAUAAAGAGAUCUGCCUGAAAUUUGGUACCAGAACGGCUCAAGGAUCAGACGAUACUUUUGUGGCUUGUUGGACAGUCUAGCAUCAAUUAUUUCCAAGUCAGGAAACUAAAAUGUGUGCUAGUUUGUUUCAAAAUCAAACUCACAAGAAAAGUGCUAAACGUACAGUAGAGAGCCGAAGUGAAACUAGAAUUUAUGUGUUUUGUUCCAGAAGUAAGAAAACUAAGUUAAUAAGUAAAAGAUACAGGUUUGGAACAGAGCCUGUCUCAACAGUACGUCGUGUUGUUCCCUCCAUGUGUUCAGAUACGGACGGCCGUGUUUUUUGAAAAACAAUCUAAUAUCGUCGUUUAUUCAAUAUUUGUUUUUUAGUGGCCUUUAAUGGACUCCAUUUCCCAUAAGCCCUAGACGUUGAGGGGUUAUCAGGGGUUAUCUCAGACAUGAACUACCAGCAGGGCAGAGAUGACUGAAUGGUGUAAAAGUUUUAGACAGCAGAGAUUAAAACCAGAAAGCUGAAAAAUGACUUUAGAAGAGAGCGUUGGUGAGUUUUAUAGAUAUGGACGAAACCAAGUUAAGAUGGCGAAAGCACCCCUGCUGCCGCGAGUGUAGUUUUUUUCAUGGGAGCUGUAGUUUUUUCUGUGCUCACAAAGUAAUUGUUGUUUAACUUUGUUAAAUUCACAAGAUUUCUUACAGCAUCUUGAUGUAGUUGAGCUGAUUUGUCUUCGAAUAUGGAAAGUAAUACUGUCACAGUAAUCAGCUGAUAAACUGACAGUUUGUUCAGCAGCAUUUGAUGCUGGGCUCAUUUUUCCAGCCGGUUUAUGAUAAAUGGCUGAUUCAUAUUAAAACUUUUCUUUUAGUGGGGAUGUUUUUUUUUUUUUUCUUGGUAUGUUUGAAUCAGAUGUUUUUAUUCCUCUCAGCUCAGGUUUCUAUGCAUACAGAUGUAUCUGUAAAAAUCCAUCCAGAUGCUGGUAUCUCAGUUUACAUUAUGCAGCAAAUAUUCAUUCUUCUUUUAUGGACGCAGCUUUUUUUGCAUGUCUGACAAUGUCUCAGCGAUUGUUUAAGGAUUUUUACCACUUUUAUUACAAUUGUAUAUGUAAAAUAAAGAUAUUUUAUUAAGACAAGUAAGAAUAUAUGGGAGAAGUAGGAAUGUGCUUAUGGAGGUGGAGAAGUACGUUUCCAGCUUAUUGACCAAACGUCCUCAUGCUUUCUGUGUUUUUCUCCACUUUUAAAGAGGCUUUUUACACCUCUGCAUACUUUCUGCUGAGUGUGUCAUGUAGACUUACUGCUGAAGUAACAAGUCUAGUAUUAUUUGAUAUAACAUAAUAAAAACCUGUCAAAUGUAUUCAGUAAACGUGUCACAAAUAAAGUUCGUAAUAAAGUUCUUUCGUGUUAUCA